CUGACUUUGUAUCUGCAGCGAAUUCUAACCUCAACUUUUGAGUUGUGACCUUGUUUGCUUGGUAAUUUUCAUUGUAUUAUACUGAAUAAGUGACCAAUUGAGAUACCUAUUGGUAAAUCAAAUAUUAAUUACAUUCAGCAAUGUCUCACGCCCAGAUUGAUCUCACUGAGGAAGAUGCUGCCGAUUUGCAAUUCCCUAAAGAGGAGAACCCCACAUCAAAAAUAUCGAAUUUUAAAAAUAAUUCUGAAUCGAUAAAAUUUCUAACGAGUGAAUAUAAAACGUCUUGCUCUAACUGUCUAAACGAUUUGAUUGCGCCUUAUUUCUUUUGCGUACAGUGUAGAAUCCCUAUUUGCUCCCAUUGUUUCUGUAAUGGUGCUGAAUUCUCUGUUCAUAAAAAUGAUCACGACUACCAAAUUCUGAAGGAUAGUUUUAUAUUGUUUGAGAAUUCCGAUUGGACAGCAAAAGAAGAAGUGACUAUGUUGAAAGCACUGUUGAGGUAUGGAAAUUGGAAUUCAGUAGCCAAUGAAUUACCUAAAAGAAAUGUGAAAGAAAUUAAAGAACAUUAUGAUUAUUUUUACCUCAAAAGAAAGGGGUCAAAGCUUCUUCCGAAAAUUGAAGAAACACAAAGUGCUGUGUUCCCAGAACCAAUAGUGCCUUAUAGGUUGAAAAUAAAUAAUACUGAAGAACCUCCACGGUUCCAACCUAACACUAAUGGAUAUAGUGCAUUGGCUGGCUACAAUCCAGCUCGAUCAGACUUUGAAUGCGAAUAUGAUGGGAAUGCCGAGGAUUUGCUGUCCAAUCUGAAGCCUAUAGACGAAUCUGAUCCGCAUUAUGAGUUACUGACAAAAAUGCAGUGUGCUGUUAUUCAGUGCUACAAUAGGCGAUUAAGGGAACGGCAAAGAUGGAAAGCCAUCAUGAGAAAACAUGGAUUAAUUUUAAUUCGUAAAUGUAUGAGUUGGCUCAGUAGAUAUGAUGUAACAAUCACAAAACCUGUAUACAUGAGACUAAUCAGAUUUAUGCAACUAUGUGAACCUGAACAUUUUGAGUUUUUCAUGGAAGGAUUACACAGGGUGGGUGAACUGAAAUUGCAUAUCUCAAGACUUUGUGAUUUUCGUUCAAAGGGAAUCACAACUUUGGGAGGUGCCCAACUGUAUCUAAAACUGAAAAACCAACAUGAAGAAUACAAAAAAGACCUUAAACUCUUUCAAAAACAGAGUAAAUAUAAUUGGAAACAAGUACCACAAAUUAUUCCAGCAGCAUCUGAUAUGUUUGUGAAUAAAAGAAGACCUACAUUUGCACCGUUAGAUAUCCUAGGAAUGCCUGGAUAUGAAAAAUUGUCCAUAAAAGAAAGAGAUCUCUGUUCGAAUGUUAGAUUGGCACCUACAUUAUAUUUUGAAUUGAAAAACCUAUUAGUUUCUGAGAAUAAGAAGAUGGGUCACCUGAAGUUGCAGACAGCUAGAAGAUUAUUGAAAAUCGAUGUCAAUAAAACAAGAAAGCUAUAUGAUUUCUUAGUGGAGGAAGGCUUCAUCAGCAAACCAUAAGACUGCUAAGGAGAAAUGACUGAUACAUAAAGUUGAAAAGGUGUAUUUAAAUUUCAACUUGUCCCAAUGUACAUAUUUUAUUAUAUUUUAUAUUUUGUGAUACUUAAGUGUGAUAAUAUGUUGCCUAAUGGAAUUCAAAAUAUAAGCUGAUCAACUG
Molecule: messenger RNA, 1698 nt
Organism: Coccinella septempunctata (seven-spotted ladybird)
Lineage: Eukaryota; Metazoa; Arthropoda; Insecta; Coleoptera; Coccinellidae
Product: DNA-directed RNA polymerase II subunit Rpb4-like
Exons: 5
Coding region: 141-1541 (466 amino acids)
Biological process (GO): regulation of transcription by RNA polymerase II; chromatin remodeling; nuclear-transcribed mRNA catabolic process, deadenylation-dependent decay
Cellular component (GO): RNA polymerase II, core complex; P-body; nucleus
Molecular function (GO): chromatin binding; translation initiation factor binding; nucleotide binding
Source: RefSeq, a predicted model, not a curated record